This is a messenger RNA of Melampsora larici-populina 98AG31, 1151 nucleotides long. RefSeq lists its product as uncharacterized. The record is from RefSeq and is a predicted model, not a curated record. The transcript is spliced from 3 exons. Bases 90 to 971 code for a protein of 293 amino acids. Gene Ontology annotation, biological process: retrograde vesicle-mediated transport, Golgi to endoplasmic reticulum. NCBI's taxonomy places the organism in Eukaryota, Fungi, Basidiomycota, Pucciniomycetes, Pucciniales, Melampsoraceae.
AUCAACCACCAACUUAUCACAAAAUAAGAAUACCUCAACUUCAAAUCAAAACAGGAAACCAUUCUUCGAUCGGAAAAAAGUUCAAGAAUAUGACAGAAUCAGAAACUCAACCUUCACCAGCUCGUCAAAGAGCAGAAGCAAGAAAACAAAAAUUAUUAACACAAGGAAAUGAUAGAUUAGCUAAAAUCACAGGAGCUAUGAAAGGACAUCAACCAGCACCAUCAUCAACCCAAUCAUCACCACCUAUUCCAUCGACUGAAACUCCACAAGACCCACCUGAAAUCGAUAUCUCAAACUUAUCUACGACUUCAACUCCCACCUUGCACUCAUCCGAUUCUAAUAUGAAACUAAACCAACCAAUCUCAACACCAUCUAGUCAUUUAGGAUCUUUGAAUCCAGGAAAUGAUUCGAUUGUGGAUGAUAGUAUGUUUGAAAUGAUGAAAUCUAUGGGACUACAACUACCACCUGGAUUCGAUCCAUCUGCAUUCAAAAACCAAACCCAAUUCGAUCCAUCCAACUUAUCUCCAAACAACCAAGCAAUGAGUUCUAGUCAUUGGACAGAUUCGAUUUUUCCAAUUCUAACCAUCACAUUUAUCUUGGGAUUAGUUUAUACAAAUUAUAGUUCUCAAUCUACUCUUCAAGUCCCAGAUCAUGCAUUAGGAAUCACGAAUCCAAACUUAAAUCCUACUCCAAUCUUUUGGAUGUUUGUAACCAUCGAACUAAGUUUACAAGCCACACGAUGGUUUUUCAAACGAAAUACGCCACAAAGUUCUGGAAUGUUAAGAACUUUAGCCGGUUCAUUACCUUCUCCAUACUCGAAUUUAAUUUCAAUAGGAAUUAAAUAUUUUGAUUUCUUUGAUCAAUUCUUAAAUCAUUUUUGUUGUUUGGUUUUUGGAGUUGGAUUACUUUUGAUUUAUUUAGAUUGGAAAACUGUUAAUCAAUUUGGUUGGGUUUCGUUUCUUUUACCUUAGUUUUUGAAUCAAAAAAAAAGAUAUAUAUAUAUAUAUAUAUAAAUCGCAAGUGGCAUGAAUGGGAUCUUCUUCGUUUAUAAAUAAAUCGAAUAUGCUUGUUAUAUAUUGCAAAAAUUGUUGAGAAUUUCUUUUGGAAUGUUGAUGAGCAAAUGAAACAGAAUGGAAUGAUUCUUUUGAAUU